AUUUAGACCAAGAUGGCUCCCCCUCCACAUUUGCCUGUACAAUGCAGCAAGACGAUGACCGUGCAAGGAUUUGGCAGUUUACUGGGAUAUCUCCCCUUUUUAUUGACACUGUUGAUAGGGGGAGGUAUUGUUAUGUGUUAUUGUAUGGCUGUGGCGUAUGGUCACGUAGAAGCUGCUUUUCCUUAUAUCAGUGACACUGGCACGUUCCCUCCAGAAUCUUGUGUCUUUACUCUAUUCCUCAACUGUGCGGCGGUUGUAUUACUAGCGAUAUUCACGCUAAAGUACCUGCACGUAGUACAGUACAAUAGACAAUGCAGUUCGGCGGUAACAAGAAUUAAUACUGCUGCUCUCGUAAUCGGAUACGUCGCUGCUUUUGGAAUUAUGGUAGUGGGUGCCUUCCAGGAAACUAACGUAUUGGCAGUGCACGUUUUGGGGGCGAUGAUGGCAUUCAUUGGAGGUACAGUCUACAUGUUCCUGAUUGCAUCGCUGGGAUUCCGACGGGACGUUAACUUUGGUGUGGACGAGCGAGGGUACGCCAAGGCUCGACUCUUCAUGGCAUUUCUCUCCGCCAUCAGCUUUAUCAUCAGUAUGACAGCUAGUUGUGUAGCGUGGUAUCAGUGGGUCCCAUUCGACCCCGAUUCAAAGUCCAAAUUAUGGAACGAGCGUGAUAAGGUACCUCAAUGGAAACGGAGCCCGCAUCUCUAUGGAUACAACAUACAUCUGGUGGCUACAGCAUUUGAGUGGGUCAUGGCCCUGGACCUGCUUGCAUUCCUCAUGACAUUCUCACAGGAGCUUCACAUUAUUCAGCUACAAGUCGUUUUGGUACGGCACCCCCUGUGCAGCAUAUUAUCAAGUCCAGCAGUCUCUGCUAACUCCCAACAUACCACUCAAGACGUCCUUCUUGAUACAGAUAAUGAAUUGUGUGAGUCAUGAUGAGUGAUGAUUAUUGUUGUUAUAUCUAGACUAUCUAAUAUAAUGUAUUGUGUAAUGUGUAUUGUGAUGAGUGAUGAUUAAAGUGUUAAGCACUUCGCCACAGUGUUUUUCACAGUUCAGUAAGUAGCGUUGUUAUCAUUAUUGUCAGCUUACUUGACGAAUAACCAUAUUUCUGCUAUCUUGAAAUUUUAAGAAAUCAUUGCAUCAUUUCCCACUGGUUUCUGGUCAUUGACAAACUAAUCGGUAUAAAAAGUAAUUUUUCGUCCUUCUAGAAUCUAGAUAAGAGAACUUAAUAAAAUUUUAAAUCGUCAAGUAAUAUGACAAUAAAAUGCCUUGUCGAGUGUCUGUAUUUAAUGUCAACAAAUAGAUGAAAUAAAUAAAUAAAAGUAACCAUGGAGAUUGGACGGAACUUACCAUGGAGAGGGUACGACGUAUAAAUUUAUUUUGACACGUGCUAGUGAUUAUCCAAUCGGAUCACUGCUACAAGCUGAUUCACUGUCACGUGUCCAAAUAAACUCACGCCCCUUCCCAAUCCCCAUGGUUACAGUCAACUAUUAGACCCAUCAGUCUGAGUCAAUAAAUAUGCUCAAAGUUUAUUAAGAUACGUGAGAGUGAAACAGACAGCUGGACUGGGUCUACUGACCAAAUGUCUGUCACCUCGAUUCAAGAAUGAUUGAUUUUUAGAUGAUUAUUUGUAUUGGACUGAAUUAGAAUGUUUUGUUACAAUGUUUGUUAUCAGUUUUGGUCGGCGAUUGCCGCAUAAAAUGAGUCUAAUUGAAUGAACGGGGCUUUUGUUCAUGAUUGAUCUUAUGAUACAGGUCGUUUAGUUGACUGAAUUGUAGACACCGUGUCAAAAAUGUUAAAACUAGUCGGCAAGAUUAUCAUUAGGGUAACUUAAUUUUGUCUGUAAACGAUGAUAGUGGUCAAAAGUUUGGUUAAUUAAAUAAGUUUAUGUACGGUAUUUUGCAUUAUGCCGAAUAAUUAUUGGUUUUUCGUGAGCAAGUCGUUGACAAGGAUGUGUUGGAAAGAAGUGUGAUUGUUUCCAGAAAAAAACAGUGAGAAUCAAAUUGAAUUAUGUGUGUGGACGAGUUAUGUUUAUAGUUUUAUUAAUGAUUUGAAGUUGAUUAUUCUCAUAAUGAAUUUUAUUAUAUUUAUACCUAUUAUCGUUAGUCACUA
Messenger RNA from Bolinopsis microptera, 2109 nucleotides. RefSeq names its product DNA damage-regulated autophagy modulator protein 2-like. Bases 13 to 933 code for a protein of 306 amino acids. NCBI's taxonomy places the organism in Eukaryota, Metazoa, Ctenophora, Tentaculata, Lobata, Bolinopsidae. The record is from RefSeq and is a predicted model, not a curated record. The transcript is spliced from 8 exons.